Molecule: messenger RNA, 989 nt
Organism: Melanaphis sacchari
Lineage: Eukaryota; Metazoa; Arthropoda; Insecta; Hemiptera; Aphididae
Exons: 3
Coding region: 1-963 (320 amino acids)
Source: RefSeq, a predicted model, not a curated record
AUGACGCAGAUGAUAUGUAAUUUUUGUACCCUUGACGCUUAUGUCAUACAGUUGAAGACAACCGACAAUAACAAUAUUGACAAAGUCGUCGGUCGACGAAGACUGAAAGGACAAGAGUAUUUUAUAUCUGUAAGCCAUCGGAAACGCGCGCCAGCGCGUUUUAAAUACAUUCGAUUCUCCGCCCCAAAAGACGGGGUGCUGCAGAAUCACGAUUUCUCGACUCUGGUUGAUACAACCGUGCCCGCAGCUAAAAAAUUAAUAAUAAUAAAAAAAAAAAAAAUCACGAGAUUACACCGAGGACACACACACACACACCCACACCACCCACGAAAUCGACACACCACGUCUGACGAAAUCGGCUGUUCGACUCGUAGACGACAUCGAUUUGUAACGUUUUGUACGAUAUUUUAUUUUUUUAUUUUUCGUCGCACCGCGCCGCGGCCUCACGGCGUUUGUUUACCGCGCGCGUCCCGGGACCGACGAUCCCACGGCCGCCGCCACCCACGGGCCGCGGACCGCGGCAGCCUCGCUCGUCAGCAGCGGCAGUGGGGCCCGGGCGCCGCCUGGCCGCAGCAGCACAGUGCACACGUUCGGCUCAGCGCUUCUCACGGUAGUCACGGCGUCUAUUCUCGCGCGGUCGGACAGCAUACACUGAUUUGCUCGCGAGCGCACCAGUCGCCACCCGCCACCACGCUCGGCGCUCGUCCGGCACACACGGCACGACGGCACACGUCCAGACGCAUCGGCAUCGCACAUCACACGCGUACACACUACACACGGUACACGCCGACCGACGAACCGCACGGGCACUGCGCAGAACGAGCACGCACGCACACACUGGCAUCACAAAGACGUAUCGCGAAAAUCGCAGCUGAUCUCCUCGCAGACACGUUCACUUCGCACUUCACGCCACUGACUCUCCAUCUCCAAAGCUGUAAAACGCACACAGACAUGUCAAUAUGACGGCUGUGACGAACGACGAGUCCCCG